GUUUCGAAGAAGAACAUCGACGCACAGAUAUGGGUACGUACCACCACGGCAUACAGUUGAAUCCUUGAUACUAACCGAAUCGACCUUGCUUCUCUAUACAGCCCAUAGACGAGGACCAAGUUUUGAUAAAAGCCCGUGUGAUUUGCCUCCAUAACCCAGGUGAAGAUAUCCUUCUGUUCCGAAGAUGCAUCGAUGUCUUGACCAGUUACGGGUAUGAAGUUGUCUAUUACAGAACCAACGAUAACGCUGAGACUCAUGUCUGCACCAUAGAAUCCAUCAUGGACGAGAUUGAUACUGUGGUUUCGCUGUGCCAUGAGGACAUUGCCAACUCUCCACAUCCACAGACUCCAAUUCACAUCAUGGGCCAUUUCAUAUCUGGUGCAGAGGCUUUGCUCUAUGGAAUCCAAGGUUCCCAGAGAGAGAAAGUCAGUACAAUAGUUGGUAUAAAUCCAUUAGUGCAGCCCGCUGAACUACUAAUGAAACAAUCAUCGUCACUAAAGUUGAGAUGGAGGGCAAAGAUGAACCCAAAUGCCAUUGUGGACUUGGGAACCGACCUCUCCCUGUUCACAAAGGACACCCCAUGGUUGGAGUUCUUGAGAAGUGAAUCUUACUCCUUCACCAAACUGUCGAAUCUGCAGCUGAAGAUGAUCCAGGAUAUUUCACACCUCUUGUUGAAUAAGAAGUAUACCUCACAAUUCACGGUGGCCAAUGUGCUCAUCAUACAAAGCUUGGAAGACCCCUUGACUUGUGCUUCAGCCACUCACCAGUUCAUCAAUAACGUUGCAGGAGCUAAGCAAGCGUAUCUCCUGGAAUACACAAAGGGAAUGAACAACUUGUUCUUGGAGAGAGAGAAACUGUUCCAAAGAGUAAUAACGGAUCUGGUAUCUUGGUUAAAGGAGAACUGAAUCCUCCCCAGGUGGGAAAGAUAUAUAUAUAUAUAUAUAUGAUAUAUAUACACGUUCUUUCAAUGCAGUCUAAUGUCGAUUUGAUUCAACGUGGUGUU
This is a messenger RNA of Williopsis jadinii, 1003 nucleotides long. RefSeq lists its product as uncharacterized. The transcript has a single exon. Lineage: Eukaryota; Fungi; Ascomycota; Saccharomycetes; Phaffomycetales; Wickerhamomycetaceae. Bases 279 to 905 code for a protein of 208 amino acids. The record is from RefSeq and is a predicted model, not a curated record.